Molecule: messenger RNA, 5824 nt
Organism: Oncorhynchus mykiss (rainbow trout)
Lineage: Eukaryota; Metazoa; Chordata; Actinopteri; Salmoniformes; Salmonidae
Biological process (GO): cytokine-mediated signaling pathway
Cellular component (GO): external side of plasma membrane
Molecular function (GO): protein binding; cytokine receptor activity
Source: RefSeq, a predicted model, not a curated record
CAACCGCCAACCCGUGCGCUGGCUGCAGAGGGAUAACGUGCAAAUGAAGCAAGGCAAGACACGAACAUAGCGAACAACGGUUGACCGCGUACAGACACCGAUGGUUUGAGGAGUUUGGCGUAUGCGUUACAUAUUUUGGCAUGUCACUGUGACUCGUUAUUAUUUGAAGAAUACAUAUCUUUAGGACUUCACCUUCAAGGCACAAUUACAUGAGCGUGUGAAGCGGGUGACUACACAUGGUCUUCUGUCUAACUACCCGAAGAUUUCCUCGAAGGUCUCUUUGAUAACAAUCACUGAGCAAAAUCCGCGUGAGAAGCAGACAGUCGCUCAGAGUUUGGGACCAGGGAGAUUCCGAAAUAGAGAGGGAACAUUCAUGUUAUUUCUCAGAUCGUUGGAGAACAGCUGUGUGAUGCUGUGGCUGCUGGUCCUUGUCCUGCCCGGGGUAGCAUGCAGUGCCCUGACCCAGAACCUUCUACAGCCAGACAAUGACCACAGAGACGGUGCUGUUGCCGUGACGACCCGGCCCCACAUCUACUACUGCCGCUCGCCCAACAUGGAGGUCUUCACCUGCUGGUGGCAUCCCCUUGACAACAACUCAGAGAGUGACGACAACAUCACCUACAGCCUCACCUACUCCUUAGAAAAGGGGCCGAGGCGUGAGUGUCCAGACUAUGUAACGGGCGGCCCCAACAGUUGUCACUUUGACAGCGGCCACACAUCCAUCUGGACCACAUACUGCAUGAACGUGAUGGCCAGGACCUCCCACGGAGUGUUCAGCUCCAAGGACCACUGUCUGGAAGUGGCUGAUAUAGUGGAGACAGAGGCUCCGGUUAACUUGACCUACACCCUGUUGAACGAGACGGAGGAGGAAGCUGGCCGCACCGCCAUGGUGUCCUGGGUUUACCCCAAUCCCUCCCACAUCCAGUACGGUUGGAUCAUCCUGGUCUUCGAGCUGCAGUACCGACGCAUCGCCGAGCCCAACAACUGGAAGGUGAAGGGCUUGCUGAGAAAGCCUUGUCUGGAGCUGCUGGAUCUGCCGGUAGGAGAGUACAUUGUCAGGGUGAGAUGCCGUUCCCGCAACAACGGCCUCUGGAGCAAGUGGAGCACCCCUGUCCUACUCUGUGUCCCAGUCAAAUCUACCCCCGGUGCUGUUGCCGUGACGACCCGGCCCCACAUCUACUACUGCCGCUCGCCCAACAUAGAGGUCUUCACCUGCUGGUGGCAUCCCCUUGACAACAACUCAGAGAGUGAUGACAACAUCACCUACAGCCUCACCUACUCCUUAGAAAAGGGCCCGAGGCGUGAGUGUCCAGACUAUGUAACGGGCGGCCCCAACAGUUGUCACUUUGACAGCGGCCACACAUCCAUCUGGACCAUAUACUGCAUGAACGUGAUGGCCAGGACCUCCCACGGAGUGUUCAGCUCCAAGGACCACUGUCUGGAAGUGGCUGAUAUAGUGGAGACAGAGGCUCCGGUUAACUUGACCUACACCCUGUUGAACGAGACGGAGGAGGAAGCUGGCCGCACCGCCAUGGUGUCCUGGGUUUACCCCAAUCCCUCCCACAUCCAGUACGGUUGGAUCACCCUGGUCUUCGAGCUGCAGUACCGACUCAUCGCCGAGCCCAACAACUGGAAGGUGAAGGGCUUGCUGAGAGAGCCUUGUCUGGAGCUGCUGGAUCUGCCGGUAGGAGAGUACAUUGUCAGGGUGAGAUGCCGUUCCCGCAACAACGGCCUCUGGAGCAAGUGGAGCACCCCUGUCCUACUCUGUGUCCCAGUCAAAUCUACCCCCGGUGCUGUUGCCGUGACGACCCGGCCCCACAUCUACUACUGCCGCUCGCCCAACAUGGAGGUCUUCACCUGCUGGUGGCAUCCCCUUGACAACAACUCAGAGAGUGACGACAACAUCACCUACAGCCUCACCUACUCCUUAGAAAAGGGGCCGAGGCGUGAGUGUCCAGACUAUGUAACGGGCGGCCCCAACAGUUGUCACUUUGACAGCGGCCACACAUCCAUCUGGACCACAUACUGCAUGAACGUGAUGGCCAGGACCUCCCACGGAGUGUUCAGCUCCAAGGACCACUGUCUGGACGUGGCUGAUAUAGUGGAGACAGAGGCUCCGGUUAACUUGACCUACACCCUGUUGAACGAGACGGAGGAGGAAGCUGGCCGCACCGCCAUGGUGUCCUGGGUUUACCCCAAUCCCUCCCACAUCCAGUACGGUUGGAUCACCCUGGUCUUCGAGCUGCAGUACCGACGCAUCACCGAGCCCAACAACUGGAAGGUGAAGGGCUUGCUGAGAGAGCCUUGUCUGGAGCUGCUGGAUCUGCCGGUAGGAGAGUACAUUGUCAGGGUGAGAUGCCGUUCCCAGAACAACGGCCUCUGGAGCAAGUGGAGCACCCCUGUCCUACUCUGUGUCCCAGUCAAAUCUACCCCCGGUGCUGUUGCCGUGACGACCCGGCCCCACAUCUACUACUGCCGCUCGCCCAACAUGGAGGUCUUCACCUGCUGGUGGCAUCCCCUUGACAACAACUCAGAGAGUGGCGACAACAUCACCUACAGCCUCACCUACUCCUUAGAAAAGGGCCCGAGGCGUGAGUGUCCAGACUAUGUAACGGGCGGCCCCAACAGUUGUCACUUUGACAGUGGCCACACAUCCAUCUGGACCAUAUACUGCAUGAACGUGAUGGCCAGGACCUCCCACGGAGUGUUCAGCUCCAAGGACCACUGUCUGGACGUGGCUGAUAUAGUGGAGACAGAGGCUCCGGUUAACUUGACCUACACCCUGUUGAACGAGACGGAGGAGGAAGCUGGCCGCACCGCCAUGGUGUCCUGGGUUUACCCCAAUCCCUCCCACAUCCAGUACGGUUGGAUCACCCUGGUCUUCGAGCUGCAGUACCGACGCAUCACCGAGCCCAACAACUGGAAGGUGAAGGGCUUGCUGAGAGAGCCUUGUCUGGAGCUGCUGGAUCUGCCGGUAGGAGAGUACAUUGUCAGGGUGAGAUGCCGUUCCCGCAACAACGGCCUCUGGAGCAAGUGGAGCACCCCUGUCCUACUCUGUGUCCCAGUCAAAUCUACCCCCGAUAAGCUGCUGGCUCUGCUUUUGGUGACCGGUGUUGGGGUCAUGUUGUUGCUAGUCAUCGGCUUUGGAAUUAUCCUACAGGGCAAGAGGAUAAAAACAUUCCUUCUGCCUCCAAUUCCCAAACCACGCAUCAGAGGCAUCAAUCCCCUGCUUCUGAAGAAAGGGGGCUUUGAUGAGAUCAACCGUCAUUUCAUCUCCUUCCAUGGCUAUAAGCCCCCAAGCUACAGCGAGGAGGAGGUCUGGGACUCUGUCAGCAUGGACAACAACCAGUCUCUCCAGGCUCCCCUGGGGAUCCUAGCAGUCCGGAAGGAGGAUUAUGAUAUGGCCAUCCACAGCCAACUACUGGUCCAGACCACCUCCAGCCACGCCCCUUAUACCCCAGUCCCCGCCUCUUACACCCCAGUCCCCGCCCCUUACUGUCAGGCUCCAGUGGAAGCCUUCCCGACCCCGUGGGAAUGGCCAACAGCAAACCCCGACCAGUCAGAGCUUCUGGUCUUCCCGGGCACUGACUACAGCAUGAUGGUGGAUCCCACCCCUGUCCCGCCUCCGGACCAGCAGGCCCCACCCCCAUCAUCCACCCAGGGCUUCUACACGUGCGUGAACAUGCUGGGUGACAACGGACAAGUGCAUCUGGUGCCCUGCCUGCCCAACCACCUGAAACACAGCCCCUAUGUACAGCUGGAGGAGGAGCUAGAGGAAGGAGGGCUGGAGAAGAGCAGCCAGUUAGAUGACUACCUGGCUAAGAAGAUGGAGGCAGUAGCCAACAGGAGUGCUCCGGGAGAGACAGUGGUAGAGACAGAGGUGGAGACAGAGAGUGUGGAGCAGAGUGAAGUGGCUGUGCCUUUACUGCCUGGAACCACUGGCACACAGGGCAACAUGGUGUGACCAGUUAGCACACAUACUCACUCACACACACACACACACACACACACACACACACACACACACACACACACACACACACACACACACACACACACACACACACACAGCAACAGGAAUUACUCCAGGCUAAAAUGAGGAUGUUAACUCAUGGAUGGACCUUUUUAUAUACCUCCUUAAUAUACUAACAUAAUGAUGUGUUUUUGUGAGUGCACCGGCCUGGGACAUGAGUCCUUUGUGUCUACCCCCCCCCCCCCCCCCCCCUCCCUUGCCUGCCAAAUGACAGUGACACUGCUGGACAGACACUGCUGCCACCUCUAUCCACUGCUGAUAUGGCAGGGACCAUGUUCUGACUACAUUCUCUCUGCGGGGAAUCAGAGAUGCAGCAUUUGACUGUGAGGUUUUCUUUCAGAGCAGAACCGAGGUCGGGAUACAAGAUGGAUUCCUUUUGACGCAGAAAAUCUGACAAGAUGAAAAAAAAAAAAAAACUUGCAAAGUGUCUUGAACAAUAACAAUAGAUUCUCUGUAGAACUACAACUGUUGUUGUGUGGACUGAGUCACUGAAAGGUCAAUAUACUCACCUGUUCUUCGGUCCAAUCUUGUUAGAUAAUAAUGCCUGCGAACUCUCUUGUUGUUGGAUGUAGAAUUAAUGACCAACCACUCUGUGAAAGACGCUUCGAUUUUUAACAGUCAGGUUUUAGGGCUCUGUGAACUCAUUUAAUUGGAUUUAGGUGAAAAGUUUGACGAAUGCAAGAAUAGCAGUUGUACUUCACUGAGACCAGUCAUAGCCGUUCUGAGGCCCUGGCAGAAGUUAGCCUGCAUUUAGAGAACAGUGGAGCACACCAAAGAUCUGAACACCCAGACCAAGAGAGCAGUACACUUAUUCAAAUAUAAAUGUAUUUUUAGAGAGAAAUGAUUGUAAUUAUUAGAAUGAAUGAAUUACAGAGGAAAUACGUUAAUAUAUCAAAUGCACUAUUGACGAGAAAUAUAACGAGGCAAUGUUAUAAUAAUAAUAAUGAUAACAGUAAAGUACACUUAGAAAGUGAACUGUCUGGGUUCAAUCUAUGAACUAAAUCCCAGAUUUAACUGUAUGCUUCAUACUCAGGAACACAACCAAGCAUACAGUAGGAAGUCAACCCAGUAAAGGUGCAGUCUACUUUCAGUCCCGUGUGACGGCACAACCAAGCAUACACUCAAAACUUGUUUUCCUUUUCUUGAAUUUUUGGUCAGAAAUGAAACUACAGAUUGCACUGUAUUCAAAACAAGUGAUGGUCAUUUUUGGUAAAAUUUAUAAUUUUCGGUCUGUAAAACAGCCUUCACUAUGCAGUGCUACAUGUGCUCUGACUAUUAACUACAUGCUGGAUUUGAAAGCACUUAUUUACCAGAACAUAACACAUGCAGCUCGCUCAGGGGAGAAGAGAGAGGGGGCUAAAGAAAAGAGCACUGUGAUCAUUUGAUUGAUUUUUACAUAGAAAAUGAGGCGACCAGACGAGUAGGGAGAAAACACAUCUUCUGAAGUGGACAAACAAUGGUUAAAGCGUCUAAUGUUAUGUACAGGAACAAGACAUUUUCACCACACCCACAUACUUGAGUAGAUGUGUUUUUCACAGUGAUUUCUUCAUAAAAUCUUUGACAAGCUUUCCUGGUGAAUAGGAGGGCAUGUGUGCUAUUUAGACAAUGGAGGCUUUUAUAAUGACAAAAGUAAGACGCUCCCAGAUGCUAGGAAGAUAACCUUGAAGGUGUGUGGAUGGCAGUCUAAUAUUUUCAGAGGAUUUUUACACUAAAUAUAUGCAUUGUUUUCUGAAAGAAACAUGGAGAAACAAAUAAUAUGCAUCACCUGUGAAAUAAACCACUCUCAGAGCA